Messenger RNA from Aureobasidium uvarum, 1284 nucleotides. NCBI's taxonomy places the organism in Eukaryota, Fungi, Ascomycota, Dothideomycetes, Dothideales, Saccotheciaceae. The record is from the annotation of a GenBank genome assembly.
AUGGCUGUUGAGAUGGAGCAACGACCGCUCAGGGUUACCAUUAUUGGAGCUGGGAUUGCUGGGUUGACUGCAGCGCUCGCUUUGAGGAAGCAGGGGCAUGAAGUUACAGUGCUCGAGAGAUCACGAUUUGCAGUCGAGACUGGUGCUGCCAUGCACAUGGCACCGAAUGCCACAGCGCUUCUGGAAUGGAUGGACGUUCGUCCCAGCGAAGUUGGCGGAACACUGCUGAAACAAAUGCGUCGAUUCGAUUCAAGCGGUAAUUUACUUCACACAAAAGAGUUCGGCCCCGAAGACAGGAGCCACUGGCAAACUGUGAGUUGUGUUCUAAGAGUACAACCUCAAGAUACUGACGCCAGAAGGNAAUGGUAUCUUGUGCACCGCGUUGAUCUUCACAAUAAGCUCAAGGCCGAAGCCACAUCGCCAUCAAGGGCUGGUGUUCCUGUUCAACUUCAUCUGGCCUGCAAAGUCACGGACAUUGAUCUUUUCGGUGCCAGUGUAACCCUCGAAGAUGGUCGGAUCUUCAAUGGUGAUCUACUUCUUGGAGCAGAUGGUCUUCACUCUUUUACGCGAAAGAAGAUUGUUGGUGAGAUCCAACCAUACGCUGUUGGCAAGUCUUGCAUGCGCUGGCUGGUGUCAAAGGAGACACUACUGGACGAUCCCAGAACCGACCGCGUAUCUAUCGAGACACCAGGAGCUUUUGUCGAGUGGUCGGCUCCUGAUCGUCGAUUGGUAGCAUACCCUUGCGGAGACGACAAGAUUAUGAACAUGUGUGCUUUUGCUCCAUCAUCAGAAUUCCAAGAUCCCGAAAACAUCAGUGUGGAUGACCUCAUGCUUCGCGCAUUCAAAAACUUCUGCCCCGCGGUCCAGGCAGCCAUGGAGAACUCUGGAGAUAGUCUCAAGAUCUGGGACAUGUACGACAUGAAGACUCUACCCAAAUGGUGCGAAGGUUUUUCUGCCAUCAUUGGCGAUGCUGCUCAUCCUUUCCAACCUUACAUGGGACAGGGUGGUGCCAUGGCUAUCGAGGAUGCAGUUUCGGUCGCUGUUCUUCUCCCACUAGGGACUUCCAAGCAACAGAUUCCUGAACGUUUGCGACUGUACGAGAAGUGUCGCAAGGAGCGAAACGAAACUGUCUUGAUGUACACUCGGAUGAAUGGCAGAGACGAAGGAGAUGACUCUGUAAAGAGGAUGACUGCUAAGGAUUUGGUGGACUGUAUGACCUUAUGUGUGAUGCACAACGAGCGAAACUCGUCGAUGGAAGCUUUGUCCAAAGCUAUCGCAGUAUGA